Molecule: messenger RNA, 1875 nt
Organism: Sclerotinia sclerotiorum 1980 UF-70
Lineage: Eukaryota; Fungi; Ascomycota; Leotiomycetes; Helotiales; Sclerotiniaceae
Exons: 3
Coding region: 1-1875 (624 amino acids)
Source: RefSeq, a predicted model, not a curated record
AUGGGUUUGCCGAUAUUCUUCGAACCUUCGGUGCCUGAUUCGCCUUCAAAAGAAACAGAAAAGUCGACAUCUCGCGCACGAUCUGCUAUUCGACGGCAUCCUUUGCGUGGUAAUCAAUCCCGACCUGUAUAUCAUGCAAGGCGGAGGCGCGCGUAUCUAGACAAUUAUGAACGAGAUAGUAAUCCACUCGACUUGUUUCAACAUCUAUAUCAACAGCAAUCCAUCAGACCUUCUGCUAGAGUUUCUAUCACGACGUCAACUAGAGAUGCGAUGAGAGAGGCAAUGAGAGAACAUUCGUUGUCAGCAGCACCUCCGAGUUUAAGCUUCGAGCGUCAAUCAAGUAGAGGCGCAGAAGCAGAUGGACCAUUAAUGCCUGCUGUUCCGGAAUCGAGGGAUUACCCUAAUCCUCCAAUUGGGGAUCUACAAGGUCCCCCAAGAAUUUUGCGAACAAGUGUAAUUUCAAUUUCACCAUAUCCCGAAACAGAGACACAGUACGUGCCUCGACCGUCUGGAGAUGUGUCCGCUUCUGAAGUUGAUGAUCGGAAUAUGGACCCUAAUACUGCUCUAGCAGAAAGUGUGGACGAAAUGGGCUCACAAGAUUCCUUGUCACGAGUAGAUGGCCUUGACGGCCAUGCAAGACACCUAGUAAGGGAGCGAGUCGGGGAGCGAGAAGAGCAAAGACGUCUGGCUAGGGAGCAAGAGGAAGCGGAGCAAAGACGUUUGGUCAGGGCGCGAGAGGAAGCACAGCGCGAAGCACAUCACGAAGCACAGCGCGAAGCACAGCGCGCAUUUCAAAGAAGGCGGCGCGAGCUUGACAUUAGGCGACAGGAGCAAAGCAUUCUUGAUGAAGAGAUGAGAGAGGAACGGCGAGUGGAACGCCGUCUUGAAGAACGCCGUCUUGAUGAAAGUAGAGAUCGACAGCGAGUACACAGCCGCGAAGUACGUCGUCUCAAUGAGUUCAGGGAACAACUGCGCGUUGAUAGGGAGCGAUUGCAGGAUGAUAUAGAGCGAUUGCGUAACGAACGAGAUCGACUGCAGAGCAGCACAGAACAAAUUGAUGAGAGCCCAUCCUCUGGCUCUGACACGUCGCUCGCUAGGAGAGAGUUCAGAGAGCAACUGCGCGUUGAUAGGGGGCGAUUACAGGGUGAUAUAGACCGAUUACGUAACGAACGAGAUCGACUGCGGAGCGGUGGAGAACAUAUUGAGGAGAGCCUAUCCUCUGGCUCUGAAGAGCGACAGCAAGCUGUCACAUCACGCGCUGAAAGAGAGCAAGUCGAGCGUUCCGAUGCUCCUAGCGCCGGAGAGCGAGAGCAACUGCUCGAGCAAUUGGAAGUCGAGGCAGCCGAGGCGUAUAGACGUGAAGUUAUGCAAUCCGAUAUGCAAUCGGGACUCGAGGAAGCCGAUAGCUUCAUAAUUAAUAUUAAUUACGACGGUCUCGGUGACCGAGAACGUAGCCAUGACGAGUUCCAAGAGUCAGAGCCGGCUUAUAGAGACUUUGGUGGCCCUGAAGUCGUGGAUAAUGUUGAGCGAUUUGAGCAACUAGAGCAACUGGAGCAACUCAACGUUGAAGGCCACGGAUCAUGGGAUGGCCUUUUGAUCACGCCCGAUCCACAAUCACCAAAUCCGUCAUCUUCAUUCGCUUCAACAGCUGCUUCUAGCUCACAAAGACCUUCUAUGAGUACCUCUAUUAGUAGCAUGCACGAAACCCAGCCUGUUACGAAUGGCGAUUGUGAUACUGCAUUGGAUUCCGAAACCGAAGAUGAACAGACUCAGCAAGGCCUUGAAUGGUUUAGACGACCUAGGACAAAUCGAACCCACGGUCGAAGGGCUAUGAAUGCAUCAAGUCAAGCUUUGAUGAAUUCCAGUGAAUCUUAG